CUCCUUGGCUUCACCCAGCUCGCUCCUGGGGGCGGGGCGAAGGACGGAGGGGAGGCGGUGCUGCGCCUGCGCGGAGAGGCUUCCAGGGUCUGGGACGCGGCCGCACUGAUCUAAGUGACUGGAGGCAAGAUGCAGGACCCCAAUGCAGACACCGAGUGGAAUGACAUCUUACGCAAGAAGGGCAUCCUGCCCCCGAAGGAGAGCCUGAAGGAACUGGAAAAGGAAGAAGCAGAAAAAGAGGAGCAGCAACUCCUUCAGCAGUCAGUGGUGAAAACAUACGAAGACAUGACUUUGGAAGAGCUGGAGGAGAAUGAGGAUGAGUUCAACGAGGAGGAUGAACGUGCCAUCGAGAUAUACCGGCAGCAAAGGCUGGCUGAGUGGAAGGCGACUCAGCUGAAGAACAAAUUUGGAGAAGUUUUAGAGAUCUCAGGAAAGGAUUAUGUUCAGGAAGUCACCAGAGCUGGCGAGGGCUUGUGGGUGAUCUUACACCUGUACAAGCAAGGGAUUCCCCUCUGUUCCUUGAUAAACCAGCACUUGAGCGGACUGGCCAGGAAGUUUCCCGACGUGAAGUUUAUCAAAGCCAUUUCAACGACCUGCAUCCCCAAUUACCCCGAUAGGAAUCUGCCCACGGUGUUCGUCUACCUGGAAGGUGACAUCAAGGCCCAGUUCAUUGGCCCUCUGGUGUUCGGCGGCAUGAACCUGACGAGAGAUGAGUUGGAGUGGAAACUGUCGGAGUCAGGAGCAAUCAAGACAGACCUGGAGGAGAACCCCAGGAAGCCGGUUGAAGAUGUCUUGCUGUCCUCAGUGCGAGGCUCUGUCCCCAUGAGAAGGGACAGCGAUUCUGAGGGCGACUAAGAAAGCAGCCACUGUACCUUUUUGAACUUUCUUGAUAGGACGUAUUGUCUGGAUUUUUAAUAAGGAGGAAAAAGCAAAAAUUUAUCGUAUUUUGGUUUUUAACCUUUUUAUAAUUAUUUAAAUUUUAUACAUUCAGAAAUCAUCGCUGGAAAUUUUAUUAAAUUCCUUGGAACUCUUUUUAAAUUAAUAAUGUUUCUUUAAGAAAAAUUUAAACAAGCUUUAUGCCAAAUAUCUGUUUUCCUACAUGUAUUUCAGCAAACCAUGAAACUGUUUAGUAUUUUUUGACAUGCGACUGUGUAGAAAAGAAUAUGGAGUUGUUUUUUGUUUGUUAAUAAUGUGAAUAAAUUAACUGUUUAAAAAAUAAUUGCAAAAAAUGAGAAGCUUUAUAGCUAGACUGUUUUAUUUUCAUUUUAUAAAGCUAGCAAAAGAACUAUCAGCUAAAAAUAUAUCAGCUAAAAUAUAUAUAUAUAGGAAUAAUCUCCAAGUGGGGGAAAAAUCUUAAUGUGUGUCCUGUUUGAAGAAAUGGCUGAAAAUAUUUUUGAAACAAAUACUGUUUUUAUCAAAUUAGCUGACAGAUAUCAACUUACUGCUGUGUUUGUUUUCAGUGAAGUCUUCUAAUUAAGCUAAUGUGUAUCUCAGACUGUUAAGAUGCCAGCUGUUGUUUGUGAUGGUGGCGCACACCUUUAACCCCAGUACUGAGGGGCUGGGGCAGGCAGGUCUUGUUCAAGGCCAGGCUGCUUUACAAAGUUCCAAGCUAGCCAAGGCUACACCACCAAGACCCUGUCAUAAAAGCAAAACCAAGAUACCUGAAAAGAUAGAAGCUUUAUUUUGACUAUCAGGUCCUGGUUAGAUUUGCUUUCUGGAAAUAAGGUUUACAAUCUUAGAGAUAAAGAGUCUAAGAACAGAGUUUGUUCAGAUUAUAUUGUACAUUUUAUUUUUUGUGGGUAAUUCAAAGACUGAGAGGGAGCAGGGACCCACUUUGUAUGUGAGAAUGUCUUGUUUUCUGUUAUGUGAGAGCCCACGCUGCUGAAUUAAAGCACACCUUUUGAGGUGUUUAGUGGCA
Messenger RNA from Peromyscus californicus insignis, 1918 nucleotides. It is a transcript of the gene Pdcl3, whose product is annotated as phosducin like 3. Gene Ontology annotation, cellular component: cytoplasm. Gene Ontology annotation, biological process: angiogenesis; positive regulation of gene expression; protein folding. The transcript is spliced from 6 exons. The record is from RefSeq and is a predicted model, not a curated record. NCBI's taxonomy places the organism in Eukaryota, Metazoa, Chordata, Mammalia, Rodentia, Cricetidae. Bases 130 to 855 code for a protein of 241 amino acids.